This is a messenger RNA of Drosophila subpulchrella, 1572 nucleotides long. RefSeq names its product homeobox protein B-H1. The coding region runs from base 410 to 1291 and encodes 293 amino acids. Gene Ontology annotation, cellular component: nucleus. The record is from RefSeq and is a predicted model, not a curated record. The transcript has 4 exons. Gene Ontology annotation, molecular function: RNA polymerase II cis-regulatory region sequence-specific DNA binding; DNA-binding transcription factor activity, RNA polymerase II-specific. Lineage: Eukaryota; Metazoa; Arthropoda; Insecta; Diptera; Drosophilidae. Gene Ontology annotation, biological process: regulation of transcription by RNA polymerase II; animal organ development.
GUCCCGUUUACAGCAACAAAUCCGCGUAAUUCACUUGCCUUUGUUCAUUUGACUCGGCGCUUAGCGGUUCAGUUACAGUUACUUUCUGCCUGUGUGUGUGUGUGUGCGUGUUUCGUCCUGGAAAAUUUGAUUACGCGUAGAACAUAUACAACAUAUGUAGAUCCUGGUUCAAGGAUAAUCACAACAAUUUUUCAAACCCGUCGGUAGUGUUUGUACAAAAAAAACGAAAUACCAUUCUUUAACAAGAUAAACAUAGAAGUUCUUGAAAAAAACGAUUUUUGUUAUUGUUAAACCAGAGUUCCAAGUGCAACAUGUUCAAAAUGGGCCAGAUAGCUCAAAACCUGGCCUAAAACAGUUUGCAAAUCCCAUUAGAGCAUUGAAAAGCAGUGAAUACUGCACAUCCAUCAAAAUGCAGAGCUCCAAAUCUUUUUUAAUACGCGAUCUCCUUGGGGAUUUAAUCAAUCGACGACAAACAGAUUCGGAACUCGAGCUUUCCAACGACGACUCGGACAUAGACAUCGAAGAUCGAUCCACGCCGGACUCGAGUGCCGCGGGCGGCCAGCAGGAUCUCCUGCUGUCGCACCACCACCGCAGAUUCACCCACCACGACGACUCCAGUGUGGAGUCCUGCUUGUCGGCCACUCGGGGCCCAGGAUCCGGAUCCGGAUCGGGGGGAGGAUCUGGUGGUGGAGUUCCCAGCGGACUGAGUGCAGCUGCGGCGGCGGCGGGCGUGGCCGCUGGUCUCUUGGCAGCGGCGGCCAGUAAUGCAGGCGGAGAUCGGGAUCGGGAUCCCAAUGGUGGCAGUGGGCCGGGAGCGGGCGGAGGCGCCAGUGGCGGCUAUGCGGAGCACAAGCUGCAGAUGAGCAAGAGCGGCCGGAAGCCGCGACGCCGCCGCACCGCCUUCACCCACGCCCAGUUAGCCUACUUGGAGCGCAAGUUCCGGUGCCAAAAGUACCUGAGCGUGGCCGAUCGCAGUGAUGUGGCCGAAACGCUCAAUCUCUCCGAGACACAGGUGAAGACCUGGUACCAGAACCGUAGGACCAAGUGGAAGCGACAGAAUCAACUGCGCCUGGAGCAGCUGCGUCAUCAGGCGACCAUGGAAAAGGACUUUGUGGUGCAGGAUGGCGGCGGUGCCGGCGGUCUGGGCUGUUGUCCCAGCGGACUGAGCAGUUCAUUUAGUGCCGCUGCUGCCGCCGCCGCGGCUGCCAGCAAUCCGUGCAAUUUUCUCACUUCCGCCGCAGCGGCGGCCAUUUUCCGGAACGUCGGCUACGUCCACGGAUGUCCCAUGUAGGAGUCUGGUCUCCCUUAAAAAAAAAUAUAAAAAAAACAAAGCAAACCACCUUCCAGUCCCAAUCCUCCCAGUUGCCUAUGUACAUAAUACGUAUAAAGAAAACAGUUUUUGUGCAAUAAUCGAUCGGGAUGAAUUAUUGAAAUAGCAGCGAUGUGCUCAUAUUUACCAAGCGUACCCGAUAUUAUAUUAUACGUACUUAUCGAUAUAAUCAUAAACUAAGCAUAGUCGAAUUAACUGUAAUAUACAACAAUCAAAUCUUUUUUUUUCGCCGCACUCUAUGA